Messenger RNA from Oncorhynchus masou masou (cherry salmon), 2651 nucleotides. Its product is annotated as ribose-phosphate pyrophosphokinase 2-like. Bases 175 to 1131 code for a protein of 318 amino acids. NCBI's taxonomy places the organism in Eukaryota, Metazoa, Chordata, Actinopteri, Salmoniformes, Salmonidae. Gene Ontology annotation, cellular component: ribose phosphate diphosphokinase complex; cytoplasm. Gene Ontology annotation, biological process: purine nucleotide biosynthetic process; 5-phosphoribose 1-diphosphate biosynthetic process. The record is from RefSeq and is a predicted model, not a curated record. The transcript has 7 exons. Gene Ontology annotation, molecular function: ATP binding; magnesium ion binding; ribose phosphate diphosphokinase activity.
GCAAACAUGAUUAUCACUUCCUUUUCAGUUUUAGGUCUCCUCUCGUGCUGAUCUGCUAUGCGUGGGCUACAACGAUAAUAAGUUAACUUGUUAGCAAACUUGCCCCUUGAGGGAUAAUUGUUGCAUCCAAAAUCUCCUACUCGCAUAACUAAAUUGCACAGAAAUAUUUAGGACAUGCCGAACAUCGUGCUUUUCAGCGGGAGCUCCCACCAAGACCUGUCACAAAAAGUGGCUGAUCGCCUCGGACUGGAAUUGGGGAAAGUGAUUACGAAGAAAUUCUCCAACCAAGAAACAUGCGUGGAGAUCGGGGAGAGCGUGCGCGGCGAGGACGUCUACAUUGUGCAGAGCGGCUGCGGCGAGAUCAAUGACAACCUGAUGGAGCUGCUGAUCAUGAUCAACGCGUGCAAGAUCGCCUCGUCGUCCCGCGUCACCGCCGUCAUCCCCUGCUUCCCCUACGCCCGGCAGGAUAAAAAAGACAAGAGUCGUGCUCCUAUCUCAGCCAAGCUGGUGGCCAACAUGCUGUCUGUAGCCGGCGCCGACCACAUCAUCACAAUGGACCUCCACGCCUCGCAGAUCCAGGGAUUCUUCGACAUCGCCGUGGACAACCUGUAUGCAGAGCCCGCGGUCCUCCAGUGGAUCCGGGAGAACAUUCCAGAGUGGAAGAACAGCUGCAUCGUGUCCCCUGACGCUGGAGGAGCCAAACGAGUGACCUCCAUAGCUGACCGUCUGAAUGUGGAGUUUGCCCUCAUCCACAAGGAGAGGAAGAAGGCCAACGAGGUGGACCGCAUGGUCCUGGUCGGAGACGUGAAGGACCGCGUGGCCAUCUUGGUCGACGACAUGGCCGACACCUGCGGUACCAUCUGCAAAGCUGCUGAGAAAUUGAUUGAUGCCGGUGCGAUCAAGGUCUAUGCUAUCCUCACGCACGGCAUAUUUUCCGGUCCGGCCAUCACGCGAAUCAACGAUGCUCCCUUCGAGGCCGUGGUGGUCACCAACACCAUACCCCAGGAGGAGAAGAUGAAGUCAUGCCCAAAGAUACAGAUCAUAGAUAUAGCCAUGAUCCUGGCCGAGGCGAUCAGGAGAACCCACAACGGCGAGUCUGUGUCCUACCUCUUCAGCCACGUUCCCUUGUAAAGGAUGGCCACGAGCAGAGGCCACAGCAGCCAUUUCCUCUCCUCAUGGUCCAAUCAGCUCGCACCUUCAAUGACCCCCGCCCUCCCGGAAGUCCUUAAACCCUGACGGUUUGGGCCAAUUACAUGUGACCAAUUCCUAAAGGCCACGCCCACUUUCCCAGCUCCGUUGUUCCGUGUGGAGACCCAAGAAAGAGUAUCACCUCCUCUGAGACCAGCAAGUUUCUAUUUAUGUGUAUUACCAUGUUAAGAUUUCCUUACUGUGUUUGUUUCAAUAUCAUGCUUUGCCAGCCUUGCCACGCAAGGGAUCUGACUGUCGUUUUAACCGAAGGUCCAUUGCCUAACGAUGUUCCUGUUUGUUUUACCUCAUUUUCCUUCCAUUUCACUAUAAAUGAAAGCCUUCCAUUGUGUGAUGUCACUUCUUGAUUCAUCUGACUGUUCUAACCUGCUCCGUGGAGAAUCUGCAACGCUGCUGGUUUUAGAGGCACCUUUGUUUCAUCAAUACACGCCGAUUGCGAAAUACCAGGGUCCUAUUCAUUAGACUAAAAACGGUAGCAAAUGGGGAGGGACUAUCUGUACAAUAAGAAAUGCCUGUCUUCAUUUUCUGUUGCGGGAUUUUUUGCAACGGCGUGUGCUAAUCAAUGCCACCUCGGGUUGUUUAGUCAUCAACAGCUGAUUUGUUUUUGAUUUCUUUAUUUUUUAACCAGCAACAUUUUGGUUAGUGUGGGACUUUUUUCCAGAGUAGAGGCUGUAUUUGUACAACCAGCAAAUAGAUUCCUACAUAAUGUUUAAGCAUCGAGCAUUGUCUUCUUAACGUCCCAAUAUUGUAUCAUGGAAUUCAAUUUGAGAUAUGAGAGAGACCAUUGUAAGCAUUUCCACAAUUUCUGGCAUUCUAGUUAAAACAUUAUUUCGUUAGUGUCACGUAAAGGCCAAAUCUGAUUUGCCAUUUUAGUUUCCUUCAUUUAGUAUGCCCCUGGUGGUGCACUCCCUCUUGUGACGGACUAGUGUCAAUGCAGGGCCUCAUGCUCAAUUUCGUAUUUCUGAUUUACCAUCUUGAAUCGGCAAUCUGAUAGGAUGAAAUUAAUAGAACGGGUAUCCAAAUUCAAGUCAAUGACACACGCUGUAUUUGUCAAUAUAAUCCGAUUGCCGAGAUCCGUUAACUUGGAACAACUGGGGACAGUACCUCUGUAUAUCAAGUUUAUCCAUCUUCUCAAAGGGUGAUUGGUCGAACAACCCACACCCAUAAGGUCAUGAAGUAUAAAAAUUCUACUUUUCUCAUGUCUUGAAUGUUUUUUUUUUUUCAAGUAUUCGUUGAGAAAAAAGUUAUAAUGUAUGAGUGUAACUCCUCUGCGUUCAUUUUCUCCGGUUGUACGUUGAGUGUGCGCCAAAGGCAGUCUUCAGAAUGAAUUAGCGGAUGGGUUGAAAGCUGCUGGCGGACAGGCAGCCACACGGUUUUUUUUUAAGUUGUUUUUUUUAACAUCACCAGGGUUUUCAUUGACAAUAAAAAAUUUGACAAUGACGUUA